This is a messenger RNA of Centruroides sculpturatus (bark scorpion), 1480 nucleotides long. RefSeq names its product transmembrane protein 183-like (gene fsd). Gene Ontology annotation, biological process: regulation of protein stability. The coding region runs from base 1 to 1128 and encodes 375 amino acids. The record is from RefSeq and is a predicted model, not a curated record. NCBI's taxonomy places the organism in Eukaryota, Metazoa, Arthropoda, Arachnida, Scorpiones, Buthidae. The transcript is spliced from 5 exons. Gene Ontology annotation, cellular component: SCF ubiquitin ligase complex.
AUGCAUGUACAUGUUGAAGAGUCCUACUUUGAAGAUAAGUCACUAUUUAAAUAUAAAUUAAAUUUUUCAGAUGUGACAUUGGACGAUUUUGCCAACAGCAAAAUAUCGACGACUAGAGUCAGAAAACCGACCACAAACUUUUUGGCUAGAGAAGUGAAGAAUUUAAAAUCGGUUGAUAAAUUGUGGUACGAAAAGGAUCUGGAAGAAUUUGACGAUGAUUUUGAUGCAAACAAUGAUAAAGUAGAAUCGGUUGAUGUUUCAUGUGAUAAAAAAAAAGGUACAAAGAAGAAAGAUAAUACAACUACAGAUUCUACAGCUGGUGUGGAUUAUCCUUUAGAUCUUUGGUAUCUUUUGGCGGAGUACAUUUUGCCUGAAGACGUUCAGACGUUCGCGUGCAUCUGCAAGAGUUCUUUUUACGUCAUUCAAACGUUCAAAUUUUGGAUUACCAUUUAUAAAAGAUAUUACACACCCAAAUCUGAGCUCCCCGGUCAUCUUCAACCGACGUGCAUCGAACGCCCCUAUCGUUUGAGAGCUUGCGUGAUCUGCGCCCUGUACUACGUGUACUCUCCCUUCGUCAAGCGCCUGUCCCGACCCGGAGACGACACCGACAAAAUAGUGAAGAGCUCGUGCAUCGCCUUCUGGUACCACCAACAGGGAGAGAAGUGGCAGUUCUUUUUCAAGUUUCUUAAAUCGGGACCCAACGAUCUCCACCCAUUCGGACCGGGUAGAAACCUCAGAAAGCACAACCAUUACCGCCACCCUCACUGGUCGCUGCACGAGAGGAACAACAAGUACUACGAUCCGGCGGCCAUCAUGGACGACGUCAACGCCAACCCCGAGGAGGGUUGCUGCGUGUUGCGCAUCACCUGCCCCCAUUACAUCAUCACCUCGUCCACCGUCAUGGGUUGCAAACUAGUGGACGUACGAGUCACCACGUCGCGAGACAUGCACCACCGUCGCGUGCAGCUGAUGUUCACCGCCGCCAACUAUCAAUCCUUCAAUCGCAUCCCCAUGCACAUGUUCGGUUGCAGCCAAUCGGGUGGCAUAGGAGAAAUCGUCGAGUUUGACCCCACGGAGAGUGUACAGAUCUUGGAUUGGUGGCACCCGCAAUAUCCUAGCAACAAAUGACUUCUUUUGUGUCCGUGUUGUACGAAUUCCCUGGAGAAUUUUCCUCUUGAUUUAUGUCGAGAAUAAUCUAAAUUGCGUUUUGUAUACGUAUAGCGAUGUACUGAUGCAUAAGCAGUAAAUGGGUGACGAUAACCCGCUUAUAAAGAUUCGUUCGUGUAUAGAAAAUACGUCGACUGUGUUGCAGUUCAGCAGAUGCCGUCGAUGAUGGAAAUAUGCACACACAAAAUUGCUAUGGUGUAUAAUUCUGUUUUUGUAAUUAUCAUUACGUGGCAUGCGAGAUGCAUUGUACGUGAACAAACUCCACUGUUUUUUGAGAUUUGUAAAAUUUGUAGAAUAAAUAAUGGUAAAAUAA